UUUCAUCUCCCCCGAGCUUCCUCAAUCUUCUUCCUCCCUCCUCCCCUCAAUUUCACUUCUCUGCAACUCCUCCAUAUGAUCAAGAAUCAAUGGGCUUCAAAUCUCUAACCCUACAAAUGGUCCCCGUGUGCCUCCACGCCUCCAUACAGCCGGAGGAGGACCUCCCCUUCCCCAAACCAACCGCCUCCCCUGCCGCCGUCCGCCUCAUCCUCUCCACCGGCCGAAUCCGAAUAUUCCGGCGAUCUUUUCCCGCCGAAGAACUCAUGGCUUCCAAUCCCCUCCACCUCGUCUGCCGCUCCGACUCCCUCUUCAUCGGAACGAAGGUUCCGCCGCUCGCCGCCGGCGAUCUCCUCACUCCCGGACAAAGCUACUUCCUUUUACCCUCAAACUUCUUCUCCUCCCCUCUCUCCUUCGUCUCCCUCGCCUCCUCCUUCUCCUCCUCCUCCCCCAGCAAACUCCUUCUUCUCCGGCCGUUCGAGAUCCAGAAAACAGGGGAAGGGAAGCUUCAGCUGAGAGUAUCGGAUGAGUUCGUCGAGCGUUUGGGGGAGGAGGAAGAGGAAGAGGGAGGGGAGGGGAAGAAGAAGGAGGGAAUGGUUUGUACGACGGAGGAGAUGGAGAGAGAUUACAGAGAGCUCGUUGUCAGAGCCAAGCUCUGGAAGCCGAAGUUGGAAACGAUUAGCGAGCUGGAGAGGAAGAGAAGAGGGGGCUCUGUUGUUGGAUUUACAGGGAUGAUGAGGAAGGAGAAGAGAGGUCACAGUAAGGAACUGAAGACUUGAUUAAUUAACGAAAUUGUGAUUAAUUAGUGAAUUAAUUGUAAUUUUGUAUCUUUUGAUUAAGGCUUAUGAGUGUUAAUGUCACUGCUUGGAAAUUUAAUAGUUAUAUGUUCAAA
Molecule: messenger RNA, 889 nt
Organism: Phalaenopsis equestris
Lineage: Eukaryota; Viridiplantae; Streptophyta; Magnoliopsida; Asparagales; Orchidaceae
Exons: 1
Coding region: 90-776 (228 amino acids)
Source: RefSeq, a predicted model, not a curated record